GGCUUUGAAAUAGAUAUAUUCUUAUUUUUUCCGAAUCGCUUUUUGUUGGUGCUCGAUUCAUAAUUAUUAUGGAGGUACAUGAGAUAAUUCCCGACGUCAUCGAUGUCAUUCCUGAGCAGGUGGCCGAGAUCGUCUGGUCUGAUGACGUCAAGGCAAACAUGGGCAACGAGCUGACUCCUACUCAGGUGAAAUUCCCACCGACAAAAUUCUCCUGGCCAUCCGAGCCUGAUGCUUUAUUUACCCUAGCGAUGAUUGACCCGGAUGCUCCAUGUAGAGAGGAUAGGUCAGUGGGAGAGGUCAUUCAUUGGUUGGUUAUCAACAUACCCGGAUGUGAGGUCAGUCAAGGUCAAGUUCACGCGGAGCACAUUGGCUCAGGACCCCGAGAAGGAUCAGGUCUUCACCGGUACGUUUUUCUGGUCUACCGCCAGCCCGGUCUCAUGAACCCACCCUCGGGAGAGGAUGCUUACAGACCUCGCAACAGCGAGAGGAGAAUCAGGUGGAGUGCUAGACGUUUCGCUUCGCAACACGAUCUAGGGGACCCUGUUGCUGGUAACUUUUAUCUGGCCAAAUACGACGAUUAUGUGCCAACAUUUUACAAAGAACUGCAUGCAAAUGAUCCUGAUUAUGCUAAAUAAUUACCAGAAGUGGCGCUAUUCUACCCCACCCUUCCUUUCUCAGCCCCUUUCUUCUUCUGACUUUACCUCCCU
Messenger RNA from Lytechinus variegatus (green sea urchin), 707 nucleotides. RefSeq names its product protein D3-like. Lineage: Eukaryota; Metazoa; Echinodermata; Echinoidea; Temnopleuroida; Toxopneustidae. The record is from RefSeq and is a predicted model, not a curated record. The coding region runs from base 69 to 635 and encodes 188 amino acids. The transcript is spliced from 3 exons.